Molecule: messenger RNA, 1292 nt
Organism: Colletotrichum acutatum
Lineage: Eukaryota; Fungi; Ascomycota; Sordariomycetes; Glomerellales; Glomerellaceae
Exons: 1
Coding region: 365-934 (189 amino acids)
Source: RefSeq, a predicted model, not a curated record
GCUGAGCCGGCUGGGAGGGCUGGGCCGGCUGGGAGGGCUGGGCCGGCUGGGUAACCUGCGGUGAUUUCUGUGCCUGCUGAACCUGCUGAACCUGAGGUGACGGCUGUGGCUUUGGUGCCUGCUGAACCUGGGGUGAUUGUUGCACCCUUUGAGCCUGCUGAACCUGCGGCGACUGCUGCGCUCUUUGAGCCUGCUGAACUUGCGGCGAUUGCUGCACCUUCUGGGCCUGUUGAACCUGUGGCGACUGUCGGGCCUGUUGCUGAGGCUGCUGUUGCUUCUGAGCUUGCUGGGCGAGUUGAGCCUGUUGAGCCUUUUGAGCCUGCUGGGCCUGCUGGAGCUUCUGAGCCUGGAGCAACUGCGCGGCAUGGAGAGCCUGGGCCGACUGAGCAGACUGGGGCCGUUGGAUUUGCUGCGCCUGUUGUGCCUGCUGAGUCGUGUGUGCCUGCUUUGGCAUCUGCUGAGGCUGUGCGGACUGAGGCCGUGCUUGAUGCUGCUGGUGUUGGGUGUGUUGAGGCUGCACAUGUUGCUGUUGACCAUUCUGCUGCUGAUGUUGCUGUGCCUGUUGCUGGCCAUGGUGCUGUUGGUGAGCUUGUUGGUGUUGCCCAUUCUGAGCCUGACCAUUCUGUGCCGCUGCUGCCGCUUGUUGCUGUUGCUGCUGCUGUCUAAGAAGAGCAGCAUACUGAUGCGGGCUGGUCGUGGCAGCGAUGCCGUUGGCAAUACCCGGAGACGAGGCGCCUCCACCGCCAGCAGCCGCAUUCAUGGCAUUUUGCGACAUGGUCGUCCUUUGAUGAAUCAUCAGGCGAGUAAGAUGCUCUGUGGCAUGUUGGCGCACGAGCUCAGGUGUCCAGGUCGGGUUCUUGAGCCGAUAUUGGUUUUCCAGGUUGCUAAGCUGUUGCUGAAUGCCAGGCGGCACUUGUGUGAGGGGGCGAGGUGAGCCUGAAGCGCCGUUAGGCAUAUGGAGACCACCGGCAGGAGACGUAGCCACACCGCCACCAUUAGCAGCGUUGAAUGCCAUCAUGGCUUGGGCAUUAGCCUGAGCAUUGGCAAUGAAGCUCUGCUGGUUCACACCAUUGACGCCGUUAACACCAUUCACACCGUUAGCGCCAUGGACGCCAUUAACUGACGCCGGCCGCAUGUUUGGCGGAGAGUGAGACUGAGACGCAUGAGAUGUCGGUGUUCCCUGGUGCAUUUGCUGUUGUUGUUGCUGCUGCUGCUGCUGGGACGGUUGCUGUUGCUGCUGUUGCUGCUGUUGGGCCUGCUGGUGUUGCGGCUGCGGCUGCUGUUGAUGAACC